GUACUAUCUUGUGCACCACAAGACACUUGGUUUUAUGCCGUUGCAAGGCAAGCUUGGGCGAGCACCAGUAACCUGUUUGAAGUCCAACACGAAAUCUUCGAGUGGUACCCUAUUUACUCUUCGACAACUGCUUAGCUCUGAACAGAGCUCUGAAGAGCCGAGGCUACGAAACGCAAGGGCGGAACGCUGUGCCACCUUUCGGAAUGACUGGGCCGAUACAUUUUGCAGUAUAUCAUGUCAAUCAUAUGGAUGAAUGCAUGCUCGGCAACCCUCUGGCUCUCAGAGCCGACGGUGAUUCUGCGCCGCGCACACCGCGCAGCGCAGUCCAGCCGGUUACUCAAACCGUGAUAGCAAGCCAAUCCAUGCAUGUCCGGGCCGGGCGUUGGCGCGUGCUGAGGCCUGGGGACUGGGCCGGCGAGCUGCAUAUGGUCAUUCAGGCCCGCUCGCGCGAACCUCGGACGCGUACCGAUCGCGACGGCCCGGGCGCGAGCUGGCUUUGAGCCCGCUUAAGUCCCAAGCCACUAGCUAAGUCGGACUUUUUCACGGCUGGUUCGGCAACCUUCAAGGCUGCCGGUCCUGAUCCACGCGCAUGAGCUGGCAAGGUUUGACAGAGAACUAGUCGCCGGAACCAUGAAUCCCGACGAAGGUGCCUCUGCCAAGACCCUUGAGUCCAACUGCACGUGCGCCAUCUGCGAGGCCAAGGGCGAUGGCAAGAAUGCGAGGCGCGACCACGCCACGGGCAUCGGCUUCCUGCUGCACGACCUAUGCGGGGCCGAGGGCGCGUUGGUGGCACGUGGGCACAGCCUUGACACCAUGAUACACGAGAUCAAUCACAUGGUCAAGAUACUGCCGGACGACUGCGGCCGCCUGUGGGAGGUGGACGGGAAGUCGUUGUGCUUCUGCUUCGUGUGCCCCUGCUGCAGCCAGCUGCUGCCCUCAGGCAAGGCCAACGCGCACAUGGUGGUGGCCCUGGACGCCGUUCGCCACAUGCUGAGCCCCCAGGUUCAAGACCGCUUCAAGACACAGCUCAAGCCACGCGGCGACCUGGCGGGCCGCCGGGCCAUGCGCGAGAUCCUGCGGGCGGUGGGCCCUGAUGUGUGGAAGGUGCUUGGAGCCCGCGCCCCUUCUUCCCAGGCGGGCAGCCAGGCGGGUGGUGCUGCGCAGCCGCCACUGGACUGCAGAUCCCUGCGGCCGCAAGCCGAGGUGCACUGGUGUGGCAGCCCGGCCGGGCAGAAACCGUCGGCGGUGCAGGCAUGGCGUCAGCAAGUCCUACAUAGUCUCUGGGAGGCGGCGCGCGACCCGGCUGCGCCGCUGCCCACACUGCCACCACCCCCGCUAGAGCUGGCGCGGCUGCGGUCGUUGCCCGACCACGCGGCACCCGCUGCCGGAGGCUCCAACGCCGCCGCCAGCCUGAAAUCGCGUCCGCCAACCCGGAGCAACACCGCCGGCGGCCAGAAGCGCAAGAGGGCAUCUGAUGAGGCCGGUGCCGGCGCCAACCAGCGGAGCCCUCGCGCCCGCUCUGGCAGCACCGGCAGCACUGUCGCGGCACAGCAGCCGCACCCGCAGGGCAGCGGCGGCAGCGGCUCAGUCGGCAACAAUGUCCCGGCGCUGCUGGCCCUUGAGUCUCUGCCCAUCGACGGCCACCAGCCCAACAGCACCAGCAGUCACCGCUGCGAACUGCUCGCCUCAAGCCCGCCGCUGCACGGCGCCCACCGGGCCUGGGCGCCACCGGGCUCGCACUCAUCCCUCCACACCUUCCUGGCGGUGAGUGCUAGCCCGGGCUCCGGCGCUGCCGGCGCAGCCGGAGUGGCUGGUGCGCUGGCGUUUGGCCCGCCCGCCUCCUACACAGCCAUGCUGCUGGUGGAGGAUGUCGGCAACGGCGUCCACUCCACGACUUUCCCGCCGCAGCAGCUGCAGCAGCAGCAGCAGCAGGCGAUUUCAGCGCCGCUGCUGUCGACGGCGGCCUCGCAGUCGCACCAGCCGGCCGGCCUUGCGCUGGCUGAGCAGGGCAGCGGCACAGGCUCACAGGGCUGGGCCGCUGCCGGGGCGGUGGUCAUGGGCGCGAGCGGUGCCAGCCGCGGAGGUCUGGGCCUGCUGCAGCACUCGCAGUCGCAGUCGCUGCCGUUGCCGGUGGCGACCGUGCGCGCGCCGCGGCCAGCUGUGCCCAGUCACCAGCCGCCUUAUUCACUGGCGGCGGCGGCGCCUGGUGCUGCGCCCUCAUCCACGCCGGCGAGCACCACAGCCAGCACCGCGCCCCACGGCCCUGCACCUGUCUACCCCUACCUUCAUGCAGCUGCUGGAUCAACGGCUGCGGGGGCUGCCGCGGCGGCGCGCGGCUACUGCGUCAGCGCGUGCUGCAGCUGCGGCGACGGCUGCUACUGCCAACAGCACCACCACCAGCGCCUGCCGUGCAACGACCACCAACUGCCAGUUGCUCCGCCCGCCUCCUACAUGGGCAACACACGCUACGAGCACCCACCCUACCACCAGUGGCCGCCCCACCAGGGCCCGCCCCACCAGCAAUCGCCGUACCAGCAACCGCCCCACCAGCAAUCGCCGUACCAGCAACCGCCCCACCAGCAAUCGCCGUACCAGCAACCGCCUCACCAGCAAUCGCCGUACCAGCAACCGCCCCACCAGCAAUCGCCGUACCAGCAACCGCCCCACCAGCAAUCGCCGUACCAGCAACCGCCCCACCAGCAAUCGCCGUACCAGCAACCGCUCCACCAGCAAUCGCCGUACCAGCAACCGCCCCACCAGCAAUCGCCGUACCAGCAACCGCCCCACCAGCACCAGUUGUACCCACCCCAGCCGCACCCGCAUCACGCCCAUCACCCUGCGUGGCACCUGCGCGCCUAUCCACAGGAGGCCUCUGGGCCGGGCAUGCCCUCUAGCGCCCACACCCUGCACGCCCAGGGCUCAGGAAGCGCUGCUGCCAACUACUUCGGGCCAGGUGCUGGCGGCGCCCAGCAGGCGGCCGGCUGCGGUAUCGCUGGCGGCGGCAGUGGCGAUGCCGCACACGGGCAGCACCAUCAGCACCAUCAGCACCUGGCCGCAAACGCCGGAAUCCAGGUGUACACGGGGGCGCAGACCAACGUGCCAUCGCCCGAGGCGGGUCCGGCGGGUCCGGGCUUGUCGUGUGCUCCUGCCUCCGGCGCCUGCACCGCAGCGGCCACCGCCGCAGCCAUCGCCACCCCCACCGCUGCUGCUGACGAGCAGGCGCUGGACGUUAACGUUUUUUUCCGUGAUGAUGAGCAGUAAGGCAGUGCUCAGUAAGGCAGGCUCAGUAAGGCAGGCUCAGUGGCUCAGUGGCUCAGUAUGGCAGGCUCAGUGGCUCAGUGGCUCAGUAUGGCAGGCUCAGUGGCUCAGUGCUCAGUGGGUAGGCUCAAUGCUCAGUAAGGCAGGCUCAGUGGCUCAGUGGCUCAGUCAGGCAGGCUCAGUGGUGUAGCCAGAAUUGUUGGGCAGAGCAAUAAGUGAGCUCAGUAGGGGGGGCGGGGUCAAUGCUCAGUGACAAUGACACGCACAAAUCGAGAAAUGGUUCCAAAUUUUUGGAUAGAGGCGUGUGCUUAGUAGGCGCCCGCGUCAAGGUGGCUGGGUUGAUAACGACCCGGGAGGGGAGGGCUCAGCCCUUUUCCUGCCUCCCUAAGGCAGCCACCUCCUUGUUUCCGUGAUGAUCGCUUGGCGUGCUUGGAUACAUGCGACCUAGGUACCGGCAUGAUGUGAGCGCAGCCCUAACACGUCAACACGCAAGAGGACGGCGGGUUCGGGGCGCGUGGGGAUGAUGUUACCAUGAAGGGGUGAUCAGGUUACCGUUUGCAUGCGCUCAAGCCAGCAGCUUGCUGUUGAAGAUCUGCGUCUGAUUGCAUGAAUGCAUGACCGGUUUAAACCAAUGACUAGAUACUGCGUGCCGACAGUAAGUAUGUAUACAUAGAUACUGCACCGCGUUGGUUCGUUGCUGGCUUGACGAAAUGUGCACAUGCAUGAGCGAGGCCUUGAACCGAUCGUGUCGUGUGAUGCCUUCCAGAGUAUCGCACGGCCUGUGAACCAUGUAUGCUUUAUGCUUCACUACCGUCGUCAACUUGUGGUCAACAGCCAUGCGACAUCGCUGUGGUUCACCCACUCAGAUCCAUUGCUGAAGUGGCCAACGUCGUGCGUGGCGAAACACUGCCGCAACAUGGGUUAUAGGUGCCCUGCUGUGAUGCCUGGGGUUUCCCCUGGUAUAUCCUACCAGCAAGUAAGACCAAUAUCGUACUGUAGGUGCCCUGCUGUGAUGCCUGGGGUUUCCCCUGGUAUAUCCUACCAGCAAGUGAGACCAAUAUCGUACUGUCGGCUAUGUGGCUGUUGCGGGUUGCUAUGCAUGCAAGGACGGUAGGAUGUGACGGGGAGGUGCUGCGCCGUUGCCAGGUUUUGGACGUGCUGGUAUGCCCCACCAUGGGAGCCCUUGGGGGCAUGACCGGCACCACGGGUGGCUGCGACCAAGGGAACUGUUGACUUUUAUAUAUGAUAGCUGGAGUACAUCGCGCGUCGCAACAGCAUUGCGUGAUGUGGGAUAAGUCUUGAAUGGGGCUAGGCUGCUUCAAGGGUACCCUGGCGGUUGGGGGGCAAGGGAGGCCAAUCCGCUGAUCGUGUCAGUUUGUCGCGACGCUAUCAGGUUGGCAAGGCAUCUUUCAUGUGUGGUUCGCAAGGGGAGUAAACUGGCGCACUUGCAGCACAACGACUGCCUUGCUGCCACCUGCAGCCAUUUACGCAGUGCCGUGUAGAGAGUUAAGCAUGCCUC
Molecule: messenger RNA, 4777 nt
Organism: Chlamydomonas reinhardtii
Lineage: Eukaryota; Viridiplantae; Chlorophyta; Chlorophyceae; Chlamydomonadales; Chlamydomonadaceae
Exons: 8
Coding region: 631-3261 (876 amino acids)
Source: RefSeq, a predicted model, not a curated record